UUAUAUGUGUGCAAGUGCAUGUGUGACUCAUCUUUUCCUCGCGCGCGCGGAACGUCGCCCGACGUUGAUCGAAGAUGGCGGCGAAUGGCGGCGUACGUCUCCUGCUCGUAGGAGUUUCGUGUACUUUUCUCUUGAAACUAUGCAAUGGCGCGGCGACGGACAUCAAAUUGGAUGCCAAGGCUCAGUUGUUGCAUCGGCUCGACAGUCUCAAUCUCUUGCUUUACACGUUCCUAUUGAUUUUAACCGUUUUAACGAUAUGGAUGUUCAAGCACCGCCGCUUGAGGUUCCUCCAUGAAACUGGGCUGGCUGUCAUUUACGGCUUAAUUAUAGGAGCGAUAAUACGCUAUGGUUUCACAACGAGCAGCACCAUCCUGCAUAUGCCGGUGGUUCCAGAUAACUCCAGUAAAUACAAUCAGUCUGUACCACCGGACACGCUAUGGUUACGUUUCCCGGAAGAUAAGGGUGGUGGUGUCGUAAAGAACAAAACAUUCGCGUACUCGUUUCGUGGCGAAAUUUACAAGGAAGAUAAUGAAAUAGAUUUGAAGGCGACUUUCGAUCCUGAAAUAUUUUUCAAUAUCAUAUUGCCUCCCAUUAUCUUUCAUGCUGGAUAUAGUUUGAAGCGUAGAUACUUCUUCAGAAAUCUAGGUGCAAUUCUCAUGUAUGCUUUGAUAGGAACCUCCAUAUCAGCUUUUGUUAUUGGAGCUCUGAUGUAUGCCUUUGUACAAUUGAUACCACAUCUCUCUACGUCGUUCACGUUUCUGGAUACUUUAUACUUUGGCGCUCUGAUAUCGCCUACGGAUCCUCUGACAAUAAUAUCCAUCUUCAACGAUCUACAUGUAGAUGUUAAUCUUUAUGCUUUGGUAUUUGGCGAGAGUGUGUUGAACGAUGCGGUCGCCAUUGUACUUAGUGGCUCAAUACAGAAUUACGCUGAAAGAUACCAGUCGGGAUCGGGCGGUUUCGAGACUGUAGCGUUCUUCCAGGCGUUUGGAGACUUCGUUGAAAUAUUUAGUUUGUCUCUCUUUAUCGGUGCUACGAUGGGGUGCAUCACUGCAUUAUUGACCAAGUUUACCAGGGUUCGAGAUUUUCCUCUUUUAGAGUCGGCGUUAUUCGUCUUAAUGUCAUAUAGUACAUUUUUAAUCGCCGAAGCUACUGAUCUUACAGGCGUGGUUGCCGUCCUCUUCUGUGGAAUAUGCCAGGCUCAUUAUACGUACAACAACCUGAGUCUGGAUUCGCGUCAACGCACGAAACAACUGUUUGAGCUGUUGAACUUCUUAGCCGAGAAUUUUAUAUUUAGUUAUAUCGGCGUAUCGAUGUUUACCUUCCCAAAACACCAUUUUGAUCCUGGCUUUAUUUUCGCAGGAUUCCUAUGCGCGUUAUUGGGUCGUGCGGCUAAUGUUUAUCCGCUAUCUUUCAUACUGAAUCUGGCGCGAAAGCCGAAGAUAUCAUUAAACUAUCAGCACAUGUUGUUCUUCGCAGGAUUGCGUGGUGCUAUGAGCUUCGCUCUUGCCAUCAGGAACACCGUAUCAGAUGCCAGACAAGCUAUGUUGACCACAACUAGCUUAAUUGUUAUAUUGACUGUUAUUCUACAAGGAGGCGCAACAACGCAAUUUUUAAGCUGGUUUAAUAUUCCAGUCGGAGUAGAUGAGGAAAUAGAAGGACUCUCUCAUAAUGGAACGCGCAGUUCUGGCGGCGAGGGUGGCUACAGUGAUCUGGACAUACAUAGGGGAAGAAGUCCACCGGACGGAUCAUUGCCAGGCGGUGGCAGUAGCAGCGGUAAUAUCGGUAAUACGAAACCUAACGAGAAGGCGUUACUUGCGAGAAUUUGGGGCGAUUUCGAUACCAGAUACAUGAAGCCUUUGUUAACGCAUUCCAGGCCUACGUUAUUAGAAACGUUGCCGGUCUGUUGUAGUCCGUUAGCGAGAAUUCUCACAACCACACAACAAAUGACGCAGGACGAGGUUGCGAGGAAGGUCGAUUCAGAUUCGGACUUCUGCUUGGAAGAUCGCGAGAUGGAGCGGCGCAGGACUAGCGUUCAGCCGGUGAGUUUCCAUCAGCCUCAUCUCAAUUAUACUGUUAAUCCGUGCUAUCAGCCUAACAACAGCACUACAGACGUUGGCACUAAUCCGGACGAGCCCUAUCUGGGGACCGUGAUGAUGAUGGGAGAAGUUAGUCCGGGACCACUACCGCUGCACACACGAGUCGCCCUGCCCGGUAUGAUCGGCAGACACUUAUAAAAUUUUUUUUAUAGCCAAUUGACCGUUCCGUUUCACCUCGCUCAAUCAUUUUCGUACAAUUCCUGUCAAAUUAUCAGUUAAAAAUCAGCCGCACGAUGAUUUUCGAUUGUAUAUAUUUAUUGCUGUUGUAAAUCAAUAUUGUAAGUCUCAGUUAAAAAGUUCUUCACCUAGCCAAAACGACAAGGGUGCCAAGAACCGUAUUAAUUACAAUCAAUUGAUAAUAUCCGAUAUCAUAACGUGCUGCCGAUUUUGAUGAAGAGUCUUUCUAAGCGAUUGUAUACUGCAACCGAUAUUAGAAACUCGCGACAGGAUCUCUAAGAAUCAUAAUCGGAAUUGCUGUAGGACUUUUUAAGAGCUGGUCGUGCUUCCUGUGCAAUUUUUAACAGAAUAGAACGAGAAAAAAUGAAGGAUAUUUUAG
Cyphomyrmex costatus is the source of this 2652-nucleotide messenger RNA. It is a transcript of the gene Nhe3, whose product is annotated as Na[+]/H[+] hydrogen exchanger 3. Bases 75 to 2234 code for a protein of 719 amino acids. Gene Ontology annotation, biological process: proton transmembrane transport; sodium ion import across plasma membrane; potassium ion transmembrane transport. The transcript has 13 exons. The record is from RefSeq and is a predicted model, not a curated record. Gene Ontology annotation, cellular component: plasma membrane; recycling endosome. NCBI's taxonomy places the organism in Eukaryota, Metazoa, Arthropoda, Insecta, Hymenoptera, Formicidae. Gene Ontology annotation, molecular function: sodium:proton antiporter activity; potassium:proton antiporter activity.